Linum trigynum is the source of this 4648-nucleotide messenger RNA. NCBI's taxonomy places the organism in Eukaryota, Viridiplantae, Streptophyta, Magnoliopsida, Malpighiales, Linaceae. The record is from the annotation of a GenBank genome assembly.
ACAUUUAAUUUGGUCGAUAAUUGACCCGACACCACAACAUAAAAGGAAGGAGAAAAUGAUGGAUUGUAAACUUUGUAUCGCAGAAAAUACGGAUCGAUUGAGGUGUACUGUACGUUUAAAAUAUAAUGAAAUCGUAAUAAGAUCAUAUUGGCUUGCUUCAAGUUAGAGUACAAUUCUUAUGCACAUUGAGUCGUCUUUCUAACACACCGAUGCAUGAUCUAUAGUCGUUGGAUGCAUUAGGACAAGCUGGAAUCCCGAUGGGUGUCAAUACCAUAGCCUCACUGUAAGGAAGGUCAAUGGAUAUAUCAUAUAUUUUACGUGGCCUACAGUCAACGUCGACGGGUGCACAUGAUCGAAUUAAUUAUUUACAAAAUAAUUGUCAUCAAAUGUGUAUCCAACGACUAUAGAAUAAGGGUCACACCAUAUUAUAACGAUUGUUUUAUGACUUGUUUGGCUCUUUGCAAAAGUUUUUGUAAAGAUAACAUGCACCAAAACUCUUUAAUUUAUCGUCAUAGGAAUUUACUAACAAAUUAGUCAUACCAUUUAAAUUUUGACAACCACAAUUAAUUUGUAUGCCAUUAUCAGUAACAUAUUACCGUAAAUCUCACAUAUACGAUAGCAUAUCACAAUCAAUCGUCAUAAUACGAUUUGUCUCGAAUGAAAACGAAAUAAAAAAUUAUUAAAUUAACAUGUUUUUCUGCAUUAGCUAUCGACAUUUUGAAAGGGAAAUAGGAAACGGAAAGGGAAACAUGCGUUUACUUCUUGGGUUAUAAUAACAUUUGUAAGAAAUGACAUCCAAAACUGAAAACUCUAAACGCCAGAUCUACCUUCCUCGUCGGAAAGGUUAGGUUAGAAGCAGGUCGUCGAAAAGUAAAGAAAGGAUUGUUUAAUUAGGUUAACCUUAGACGCCGGCGGUGAACAUGGGUUCUUAAUUACACAAAACCAAAACAGAUAAACAAAUCCUCCAUUGACUGAGUGUCCCUAGAACUAGAAUGCAAUAAUGCAUGGGGUAUUCUUUUAGUGCAGGUGGUGCAGGGAAAUCUUCAAUUUCCAUGCCCAACCAACAACCCCAAGACAACAAUUUAUUCAGUUGAUUAUAGAUUAGCUAGAUGUCUAGAUGAAAGGAAUACCUUCCAAUUUCUUAAGUUGAUAUCUGCCUUAUGGUUUCACAAUCCUUGAGUGACAUAGUCAACAGCUUGGUGCAUGUCAAGAACCAGUUGCACCCAAUAACUAGAGUUGUUGGGAGAGGUUCAAUCGUGGAUCAUAUACCACAACACUAACACGCCCCCUCAAACGAAAGCCACUCACAAGGGCUUGAAGUUUGCACAGGUCUGAAGACAAGAAUACCAUGUGCUUAACAAAUGGGGGUCACCGGGAAUCGAACACAAGUCCUCUUGGUCACAUAAGGCUCUGAUACCAUGUCAAGAACCAGUUGAUCCCAAUAACUCGAGUUGUUGGGAGAGGUUCAAUCGUGGAUCAUAUACCACAACACUAACAGUGCAUAGAUAGAUUAUCAAUUAUAUUGUCCAAACUACCCAUGAUGAUGAUACCAAAGACAACAAUUUACAAUUGACUAUUGAAUCCUUAACACCAUAAAUAAACAUAUACCCAUCACGUUGGAUUAUGCUACAACAGCACUUAUUACGCCUCAUUGGGCUUCAGGAUUCCUUCCGGGCAAGUGGGCAACUCCACCUUAUCUUUUCAUCAUAAUAAAUUUUCAUUCUCCGAAACCCAGAGGAGCUAGAGCUACCCUUUUGCUCAGCGUACCCAGAACAAGAUGAUAAUGGGAAGUGGAGAUGGAACAGUAGUGGCCGUUACUGGAGCUUCAGGUUUCAUAGCUUCAUGGCUGGUCAAGCUCUUGCUUCAACAUGGCUACACCGUCAAAGCCUCUGUUCGUGACCCAUCCGACCAGAAGAAGACAUCCCAUUUAUUUGGACUUCCUGGAGCCAAGGAAAGGCUGGAACUUUUCAAAGCAGAUUUACUGGAUGAUGGGUCUUUCGAUUCCGUCGUUCAAGGUUGCGCCGGAGUCUUCCACACCGCUUCUCCCGUUUCCUUCUCCGCCGCUGAUCCCCAGGCAGAGAUAAUUGAUCCUGCGGUGAAAGGAACCCUCAACGUUCUGAAAUCAUGUGUCAAGUCCGCCACUGUAAAGAGAGUGAUCGUCACCUCUUCCGCUGCAGCGCUUUUCUUCACCGGGAAACCAAUGAGCAAAGAUUCUGUCGUUGAUGAGACUUGGUUCUCCGAUCCAAUGAUUUGUCAGGAACGCAAGCUUUGGUAUCAACUUGGCAAGACUUUGGCUGAGAUAGCUGGCCGAGAAUUUGCUAAUGAGAAUGGGAUUGAGUUGGUGACAAUCCAUCCUGGUCUUGUAUCUGGACCAUUUUUACACCCCACUCUUUGCUUCUCAGUGGAGGUUAUUCUCAACCUGGUAAACGGAAACAAGACUUACCCCAAGAUGCAUUAUUGGUCAGUUGAUGUUAGAGAUGUUGCUGAAGCUCACAUAAGAGCCUUUGAGAUUCCAUCAGCUUAUGAUAGAUACUGCUUAGUUGGGAAUGGUGUCAGUCUCUCUGAAGUUUUGGAGAUUCUUCAUAAACUCUACCCAACAUUGCCUCUUGCUGACAAGUGUGACGAAAUGGAUAUGCUGAAGCUCCCUGAAUUUGAGAUUUCAAAGGAGAAGGCAGAAGAAAGCUUAGGGAUGAAGUUCAUCCCACUAGAGGAGUCUCUCAGGGACACAAUUGAAUGCUUGAAGGACAAAGGAUUCAUCUAUUUAUGAUUUUGGAGACUUUAUUAUUUAAUUAUGUAUGUGUUUGAUGGCAAAAGCUAGCGUACUAUACACAUGUGUUCACACUUUUUUCUUUUGAUAUAUUUCAGUGAACCAAAAUCGUCGAUUAUUAUCUUUAUAUUAAAUGAAACAUAUGGUUUGUGUUGGAGAAUUAGAAACUAAAAUCACCCAUUAGAGGUUAGAGUAUAAUAUAACGCCCCAAACUCCUAUUAAUUUAUUAUCUAAAUAGAAAAACUCGAUGAGCGUAUGUCAUAUGCUAGCUUGAACCAUGUUUGAAUUAUUUAAGGAGAAAAUUUGUUUGUUGUUGUUGUUGUAUUAUAAAAAGAUGAGUUUGAGGUUUACUAAGGUUAUUUUGUAAAUAAACUUAACUCUAAGGGCAUUCUUGUAAGAGACAUAUGACACCUUUUUAUUGGUCUCUUUUUCUUUUCUUUUUAUCAUUUUUUAUCGACUCUCUCCCUCUUUAAUCUCUCCACCAAUUUUUUUUAUAUUAUUAUUUUUUGUGCUAAAAUCGAUUAAUUUUCGUAUUUGUUUUUGAAUUUUUAACCUCUCGAAACCGAUGAAAAUGCUCGAGACUGACUUUCGCACUUAGUUACAUAUUUUUACUCAUCUCUCUCACUCGAUGUUGAAUACAAAAUUAAAAAUAAAACCUCUUGCUCUCAAUUGGAAAGUCAAAAGAGGCAUCGGAACCAAUGAAAUAGCUCAGGACUAACUUUCGUAUUUGGGUAUGCAUUUUUACUCAUCUCUCACUCGAUAUUGAAUAGAAAGUUAACGAUGAAAUCUCACUCUCAAUCGAAAAGUCGAAAGAGGUAUCGAAACCAAUGACAUAGGUCGAGGCCGACUUUGGUAUUUUGUUAUGCAUUUUUACCUUUCUCCCUUGCUCGAGGUCGUAUUCGUGGAAUUUCUUACCAUGAUUGGUUUUAUUACUUGUUACUUUUUUUUAUUAAAUGGGAAUUAGACCUGCAAAUUUUUUUAGUUUGUGUUCCUUACGAUAUUAGUUUAUUCCCACUUACAUUCACACAUGUAACUUUUUACAUUGCUCUCGCUUGACGCAAAGCGCAAUGAGCGGACUUUUCUAGUCUUUGUUAUUCUUAUCUAAUCACAAAAGAUAUGCUUGUAAUUCAUGUCGCCUUAAUCAAUCCGAUUCACACUAGAUUGCAACUCGAUGUGACCCAAACCCAUGAUGCUUAAGAUAACACGUAACUGUUACAAUCCUACCCAAACUUUGUCUUUUUUUUAUCAUUGUUGCACCUGUAAUCGUAGUCGGGACGAGAUACGGUGACAACCCCUAAUGGGGUUGUCAGAUUUACAACCCACUUCAUAGCCCUUCAGUGGUACCAUUUUUUUCUGGUAGCUUACCAGUGAUAGUGGUACCUACCACUACCAUAAGGUAGCUGGUAGUGGUAGCGUACCACUAUCAUCUGGUACCACUAUCAUCUGUUUUUUGUGUGUUAUUCUCUACUGGUAUCGCUACCAAUGCUAGUGGUAGCGCUACCAGUGCUAGUGGUACAUUUAUUCUCUACUGGUACCGCUACCAAUGGUAGUGGUAGCGUUGUACUGGUAGCGUACCACUAGUACUGGUACAUUUUUUAACGCAUUGGUAGCGUACCACUAGCACUGGUAUAUUAAUUACCAGUAGACUAAUGGAUUUGUACACUUUUUAACGCACUGGUACAUUUUUUCAGGUUGCCGGAGGGAGUCUGUCGGAGAGAAUUCGCCGGAGAAAAAGUCUGUCCGUCGAUGCGGAGUGGCCGCUGGAGAAAGGAAGAGAGAGAUAAAUAGAGAUAUUAAUGUAUAGGAUUUAAAUUUCAAAAAAAAUUGUAUUUAAUAUGGAUUUUUAAUUCCUAAUAUAAUUAAUACACAAAAGGUAAUUAA